GCCAUCGGCGCUUGAGGAUGCGGGCUUUCACUUCUCGGUCGACUCUCCGGUGCAUCCUUGAUCCCUCACCCCUACCGUUCAGAUGGGACACUCUAUGGGCGGCACUUGCUCACACGUGUGCUACUCUGAGUGAUAACAUCCUAGCGGUUUCCUCUCCCCACUUCUUUUGCCCACCUGCCUCAACCUCCCGAGCAUCGCGAGAGCCAUGAGCUCACCGAAAAGGCUGUCAUCUGAACUAACAGGCUACAGGUUGCCGAGUCCAUGUGCGGACCAUGAGCAACACGGGGAGCUUCAUACCCGCUGCACCGCCGCCAUCCGGCGUGACGUCGAAUCCAUCGCAUCCUGAAGAUGUCGGGCACACCGCCGCGCUGGUGGUGUCAGUGGUCUGCACAGCCAUCUUCAACAUUCUUUUCUUCAUCCACGCCUACGUAAAACUCCGGGUGAAGCAGGGCAAAUUCCUUUUUGAGGACUGGUUUUGUUUAGCAGCAUGGAUUUGCACCAAUGUCCUGGCCGCUUCCAUGCUAGGGUUGACCCUGAAUGGCGCCGGACAGAAUGUAUGGGACAUGAGUCUGGAAAGAUAUACCAAUUUCCUGAAGUGGCUGUACAUCAGCAGUUGUGUUUACAGCCCAGCGGCAUUUUUUACCAAGGCUACGUUGCUGUUGCUCAUUGCUCGUGUCUUCUCCGUCAAACCAAUGUUCUCCAGAGGGGUCAAGAUUUUUAUAUGUACGCUGGCCUUGGCUUAUCUUCCGGCCCAAGGCCUCAAGGCCUUUAUUUGCACUCCUGUUUCAGCUUUCUGGGAACCAGCAUAUAACACCGUCACGACCGGGAAGAACCGGUACUGCCUCGACCAAGCACAGCUUUUCAUGUGCGAUGUUUCGAUCGCUAUCAUCACUGAUGUGGUUAUUCUGAUUCUCCCGAUCCCACUGGUAUGGGGAAUGCGAGCACCUCGGAGACAAAAGGUCAAGAUGAUAAUCCUGUUGGGGGCCGGUGGUGCCGCGACGGCGUCGACAGUCGUCAGGGCCUAUCUCAUCGUCAAGUACAUGCACUCAAAAAACAUGCCCGGUGAUUUCGCCGGGACAGUAAUAACGACGGUUCUAGAGUUGUCCGUCGGGUUUGCUUGUGUGUGCCUCCCGUCGGCGAAGCUCGUAUUCGACAGAGCGACAACGUCAAUUGAUAGCACCCACCGGAACUGGUUCGGCAGGAUGGCAUCAACCGCCCCAGAAAGGAAACCGGGCAGCGCAUCGACCUACUGGGAAUCGAUUCGGUCCAAGGUGACCACAACAACGCGAUCGGGUAGUACGAUAGCAAGGGGUCUUUCGUCGCCUAGAUUCUCUCGGCCAUGGAGACGUGGGAAUGACAUAGAGCUUGGCUUUAGCAGUGAACCGGUCGUCUUCCAGCAACGCCUAGAGGUUCCCAGCCUGAGGUCAACCUCUGAUGCGAGAUCCUUCAUCAGCCGAGGUGGCGACCACCGGGGUCUGACGGAUGCAGAAUUUGCACAUUGCUUGGAGCAACUAUCGUCCCAGAAAGGCCAGGAAGAUGAAUUUACGGACAGCAGGAAAGGCUCUAAUUUUACCGUCAACUUGGAGGAUGCCAAGUGA
This is a messenger RNA of Diaporthe batatas, 1598 nucleotides long. RefSeq lists its product as uncharacterized. Bases 273 to 1598 code for a protein of 441 amino acids. The record is from RefSeq and is a predicted model, not a curated record. Lineage: Eukaryota; Fungi; Ascomycota; Sordariomycetes; Diaporthales; Diaporthaceae. The transcript has 6 exons.